Messenger RNA from Helobdella robusta, 336 nucleotides. RefSeq lists its product as hypothetical. The coding region runs from base 1 to 336 and encodes 111 amino acids. The transcript has a single exon. Lineage: Eukaryota; Metazoa; Annelida; Clitellata; Rhynchobdellida; Glossiphoniidae. Gene Ontology annotation, molecular function: protein dimerization activity. The record is from RefSeq and is a predicted model, not a curated record.
AUGUUUCGAGACCUCAUCUCCCAUGAUUGUAGUAAUUCAAAAAAGGAAAUCCAAAGUAUACAAGAUGUUAUUGAUCUAAUGAAAUGCAAAUCUAGGCAGAAAAUGUUUUCGGAAAUUUUCAAUGUGUUAAUGCUUUUUUUGACAUUACCUGUAAAAACUUGCACAGCAGAGAGAAGUUUCUCAGCCUUAAGAUGUCUAAAAACGUAUCUGCGAUCCACAAUGGGACAGGAGAGGCUGAACCAUGUAGCGAUACUACAUUGCUACCGAACCUUAACUGAGUCAAUUGACAUUAAACAAUUAUGCAAUGAUUUUUUAAACGAAAUGAUUUACGAUUAA